Messenger RNA from Cylas formicarius (sweet potato weevil), 6926 nucleotides. RefSeq names its product zinc finger BED domain-containing protein 5-like. NCBI's taxonomy places the organism in Eukaryota, Metazoa, Arthropoda, Insecta, Coleoptera, Brentidae. The coding region runs from base 114 to 2009 and encodes 631 amino acids. The record is from RefSeq and is a predicted model, not a curated record. The transcript is spliced from 2 exons.
UUUAUAUUGUUGGAAAUUGGUAAGAUGAAAUGCAAGUUGUGUAGUUUUAACAGUAUUCUUAUCUUUUUUAGUUGCUUAUUUUAGCAUUUAUACAAGACUUUUAAAUCUGAAAUAUGGACAAAUUUUUGAAAAGAAAGACUGAAAGUGAGGUUAAUGUUGGGGCGAGUACAAGCAGGUCUUCUUCAAUUGAAGGAGAUAUGCAAGGCAACAAAAAUGCCGAAAAUAAACGUAAAAAGAUAUCCGAAUCAGUUCGGCAUUAUUCGGAAGAAUAUCUGAAGUUUGGUUUUACAUGGAGCGGUAGUCAAGAUGUUCCUAUUCCGAGAUGUAUUGUAUGUGGUGAAAAAUUGGCUAACAGUGCAAUGGUCCCAGCUAAGUUACAGCGACACCUUUCAACAAAACAUUCUUGUCUAACUUCGAAAGGUAAAGAUUAUUUCGAAAGAUUGCUGAAAAAUCAAGAAUUGCAAACAACAUGCUUUCGAAAGAGCGUUACAAUUUCGGAUAAAGCGCAAAUCGCUUCUUAUAAAGUGGCAGAACUAAUUGCAUUGAAGCAAAAGCCGCAUGAUAUCGCAGAAUCGCUAAUUUUGCCCGCAUGUUUAGAAAUUGUUAAGAUUAUGUUUGGCAAUGAAGCGCAGCGAGACGUCCUAAAAAUUCCCGUUUCGGACGAUACGAUAAAAAGAAGAAUUAUAGAUAUGUCAGGUUUUAUAGAGAACGCAGUGACGGCGAAAUUAAGUACAAAAAAUUUUGCGCUGCAAAUUGACGAAUCCACUGACAUAAGUGGCAAAGCCCAAUUAAUCGGAUUUAUUCGCUUUGUUGACGACACUGAAAUAAUAAAUCAGUUUUUAUUCUGCAAGGAACUUAUUGGUCACGCAACUGGAGAAGACAUAUUUAAUUCAGUAUCAUCUUAUUUGGAAGAAUGGAAAUUAUCCUGGGAAAAUUGCGCAGGAAUCUGUACUGAUGGAGCUCCAGCCAUGCGUGGCAGUAUUAAGGGAUUUUGUAGUCGAGUUAAAGCAAUAAAUUCAAAUAUAGUCUCUACUCACUGCUUUCUGCACAGGGAAUCUUUGAUUUCGAAGAGUCUACCAGCAAACUUAAAGUCUGUUUUGGAACAAGUCGUACAUAUGGUGAAUUAUAUUAAAUCGAGACCAUUAAAAACCCGUAUGUUCAAACAACUUUGUAACACCAUGGAAUCCAAAUAUGAAUGUUUGCUUUUGCACUCUGAAGUGAGGUGGCUCUCAAGAGGAAAAGUGCUAACCCGAGUUCAUGAGUUGAAACAGGAAUUGCUAGUUUUUUUUAGACAAGAGGGUAAUGAUGUAUACGUAAAAUAUUUGGAAAAUGAUGCAUGGUGUACUAAGCUAGCAUAUUUAGCCGAUAUCUUCAGCUACUUAAAUUCAGUCAAUACAUCUCUUCAAGGAAUAAAUGAAAAUAUUCUGACAUCCACAGACAAAUUGCUAGCUUUCCAGAAAAAGCUUUUGCUUUGGAAAAAUCGUAUUGCUCAAAAUCGCAAAUUUGAUAUGUUUCCGUUAUUAGCAACGGAAAAUAUUGUUAACAUUAACGAAAUGAUUUCAAAUGUGGCAGAGCAUUUGUCAAUAUUGCAAGACAAAAUAACUCAUUACUUUCCAUCUCUUAAUAUUGAAGACUUUGAUUGGGCGCGAAAUCCAUUUGGUGAAUUUGAUAUAAUGAACCAAGAUUUUUCUAUUCAGGAAGCAGAUGAGUUUAUUAAUAUAUCAACGGAUCGAACGUUACAACUAAAAUUCAAAGAAGAAGGAGUGGAAAGGUUUUGGAUUUCCAUCGAGAAUGAACAUCCAUUUAUUGCAAAACGAGCGUUGAAUAUCUUGUUGCUCUUUUCGACGUCCUAUCUGUGCGAACUUGGAUUUUCAACUCUAACAAAUAUUAAAAGCAAAAAAAGAGAAAGACUUACCAAUUUAGAAGAAGAAAUGAGAGUAGCGCUCUCUUACAUAAGACCCAACCUUGAGGAAAUUUGUAAAGGUCGUCAAGCGCAAAUUUCUCAUUAAAAUAAGUUACCAUGUAAUAUAUAUCUUUAUUUCAAUUAAAUAUUAAUCUUCCAAUUAUUUUGUGUGAUUUACAUUAGAUUUACAAAUUUUAUGAUAAUGGUGUUCCGCCAAAAUCGAGACCACUUAAAAGUGUUCCGUGAUCCCAAAAAGGUUGAGAGCCACUGAUCUAGGGACUACAAUGUCACUGUGUAUCCCGAAUUGAAAAAUUUGUAUCUCGGGCUACAAUUCGCCCAGAGACAAAACAAACUUGACUCACUUGAUCAAAUAGUCAAAUGCACCUUCACGAGGAUGUACCUUUUUAAUACUUGGUUAGCCAAGAAACCAGACAAAAAUUUGGAAAUAAUCCGUGAAAUCUUAGCCGAGUUGACCACUGCUGUACCCAAUAGAGAGAUUCAGGUUUCCAAUUUGAAAAACCGUGUCUCUUAUCUUUGUAGGAAGUUCAGUGAGUAUUGGAGGCAAACUUCUAGUUCUAGAUCAAAACUAGUAGUUAAGCACCAGGAAUGGCUUCACAUGACAGAAAUUUGUGAACUUCCGCUUGCCCAACCUAUUCUGCUAAAUGAUGUCGCAGAAAUCCAGCAGGUCCCUGAUGAUCAAGAGCCCUGGUCGUAGCGCAACCCGGUAACAAAGUACUUUUAUUUUACAUAGUUUUCUUAGAUCAUGUUAUCCAAAAGUACAGCAUAGUAUAAAACAAAUAUAAAGCCAUCACGGUAUAUGGGAUUGAUAUAAUAAGAUCAUGUGACACUUCCUAUCACAAAAUUCUGGAGGCAAAGAAAAAGUGCUAUCCUUCGGCUAAUCGGAUUCUUGAGUCAGAAAAAGACCUUUUGUCAACUCUUCCACUCCAAGGAGACUUAAUGUUAAUAAAAAAAUGGGGGUUUGACGGUAGUUCAGGGCAUAGUGAAUACAAGCAGAAGUUUUCUGAUGCAAAUACCAGCGAUGAAAACCUGUUUGUGACAUCCUAUGUUCCUCUCCAACUAGUUUGUCAAUCAGCAACUUUAGAUAAUGUUAUUGUGUGGAAGAAUCCUCCACCCGAUUUUGCAGAAUUAUGCGAUAUCAGUUUGUCAAGGAAACUAAAGAACUCUCUUUGCAAGAAGAAGUGCAUUUUGAAGACAAAAUUAAAAAUUUGAAUCCAAUAAUCUUUAAAUAUGGCGAUCGUGGAGAAAAGGUUCAACAUUCUGUACAAUUGACAAUGGUUGACAGUAAAGCAUGUUGCUCCUUAGUGGAAAGAUCGUCAAGUAGGUGUUACAUUUGCAAUGCUACACCUAAAGAAAUGAACGAUAUUGAGGUUUGUUUAAGCAAAACUGUAGAUACUGACAAUUUUAGUUUUGGUUUAUCUCCCCUUCACUCAUGGAUUAGGUUUUUUGAAUAUUUUAAGCUAGAUUUUAAAAAGUGGCAAGCUGGAUUGCAAAAUGAAAUUAAUAAAAAAUAAUAAUAAUUAUAGAUAAACCGAGAGGUGGAGGAAGGGGGACAUCAAACGAUGGUAAUACUGCGAGAAGAGUUUUUACAAGUUGUGAAGUUUUAGCUGAAAUAACUGGUCUGGAUAAAUAUUUUAUCAAGCGAUGUAUUGUUUUGCCGGCUUUGGGCUCUGGCUAUAAAAUUAAUUCUGCAAAAUAUCAGAAAUACGCUGUAGAAACAGCAAAAGAAUUUGUAAAAAAUUAUCCGUGAUAUCUGUGGUAAAGCUAUUGACAACGCACUUCUAUCGAUAGGUGAACUUUCGAAAGAAGCUGCAGAAUCUUCAAAUAAAAAUUUAAGUUAUUGAAAAUACAAGAAAAAUGUCUCGUGUUCUUACAAACACAGAUCUUCUUCAUCGAAUGCUUUUAAAUUCCGAAACUUUUAUUUCUAGGUUAAGAAAAUUACUUAAAAGCAUUAAGUCCAUUUUAUUGCCUGAAGUUUUUGAUUUAUUAAAAUUAGAAUAACAGUUAAAUCAAGCAACACGACAACUCAUUAUAAAAUGGUAAUCCGGUACCCCUCUUUUUAAUGAUAUAAAAGUUCUUUUUAUAAUGAAUUUUACUUUUGAAAUUAACAGCAAUAAAUGAUUAUUUGUAAUGAGUCUUUCAGUUUUAUUACAAGACUCAUUAUGAAAUUAUAUUUCUAUUUAUUUUCAAUUCGGGAGUAAUUAGCCAAAGGCAUAGCCAUAAUGAGCGUUCAGGAACAAUUUAUAGUGAUUCAUUAGACUUAAUUGUACCAUAUUAGUUUAGUUUUCACUUUUAUGUGUUUUAUUAAAAUAAUGUGAAGUUUUUUUUUAUUAAUAUUAAAAUCUAAAAAUAUGUAUUUGUCUUGGAAUAGUUGAAAUAUGCACAAAAAUGCCAUAUUUAAAAUAUCCCAUUAGCGCGAGAAUUUCAUGACCGCAUGUCACAUAAAACGGGACCACUGUGCAUUGAUGAAGAGGCCCCGUCAGGAAGGGAACGAUUUUAAGAAGAGAUUGUAUGUAUGUAUAGGGGCCUGUUCACAUCCAAAAUGUUUUGAAGGGAAUGACCAAUGUAUUGAAAUGUGUAAUUGUGCAGUUUACAUACGUAGUACAAAGAUAACUUUUAACUGUGGUCGCCAAAUGACAUUCAGAAGAUAGCUUAUUUCGGUCUAAAUUUCUUCUAUCUAAUCAGGAAUUUAUACAAAUUAGGAAAAUUGUGUAACUUUAACUAAUUUUGUAACUAGCCAAAAUCCCAACAUCUAAAAUCCAAAGAAAAGGUCGCAAUUAUUACAAAAUAAGGCAUAAACAUAACGUAAUGGGACAAAAAUUAAUUAAAAUUUUCAAAGAUGUUGUUAGGCAGAUACUUUGCCUGAGCAAAAAUGUAAGACAUAAAAAAAGUGGUAGUGUUUAUUUAAUUAUUGUAACAAGGAAGUAGUAAGACUAUACGCGAAAACAAUGUUGGCGCUUAAAAAUUAUGAUCAAAAUAGAUAAUUGAUAUGCCCUGGCCCUGGAUUCGGCGAGUCGUCAUUUCCAGCUCCAAUUGUUUUUUAGGGCCUCUUAUGAGACAUCUCACUCAUUCUUGCAGGCACAAAAUCUUUAUAUAUUGUAUUGAAGGAUCCAAUUCUCCAUCAACAUGACCUGAUCAAGUAAAAUCGUGUUGUGGGAUCGACAAGAGCUAUUUUAACUAUUUUGAAAAUUAAAAACCAAAAAUAUGCACAAGUUGGGAGCAGAACGAAUGGGAAGAAGGAAUACGAUCUAAGAAAUGAGAAUUGAAUAUUUGGCAACAACCUCGCUUAACAAUUUUGAUGUCUAUGUGGGAACUUUGAUUUAACAGCUGACUUAGAAAGUGCCACUCGGUUUGUAACCGCUUGAUAACAUCAGUCUGUUACCUAUCAAGCUGUUAAAUCUUUAUUGGUGAAUUUAGGUUUGAAUAGUGAACGACGUGACCGUCAGAACUGACAAAAGUUAAGGCUGCUAUCCACGCACAUGCAGUCGAUUGACAUUGCUUGUACAGACUAGGUCAGUCGACUUGCUUAAGAGUCUGUCGCGAAAGUCAAGGUUUGGCUUGCGUUAAAACAGAUAGCGGAUUUUCUUCAGGCUUUUGUCUGGAGGUAGCCGUAUUUUUCCAAAUGUUCAUUUGUCCAAAUCGUAUCGGGCGUCCGGGGCGGGAGAGAGGCCGGCAAAGCGUUUACGUGGUUAAAGCAUUUUCUUGGGUAGAGAAUAAUUAUGAUUUGUUUACAUUACAAUGUUUUUAAAAUACAUCUAUUUAAUAAUAUUUACAGUGACUCAGCUUAACAGAUCAGUUGCAUUUUAAUUAAUCAAAGAGCCAAACCUAUCAUAAAUGUCUUUGUUUAAAGGUUCUCAAUUAUUUUAAAUAAAUCAUUGCAGUCGUAGUAAAAUUGUAUUUAGGUACCUUUUACUCGGAAAAUUGCAUACGGCGAUUAUCACGAAUCAUGAAAGGUUAAUAAAUACGUGUGCCCAAUUGUUCUCACAGCUAAAAUUGUUGAUGAUUUUUAAAUUUAUUCAAUAAGCAAUAUGAUUUAUCAAUAUUUUUAUCCAAUACUUCAGCUGCGAUUAUUUUGAGGAUAUGGUUGUCAAUUAAAACAUUUUGGAUUAUGCUAAAAGUUAGUCAGCUAUUACCUAGCAUACCCAAGAAUCAAAAAGUAAAAGUUGUCUAAGUAGUUAUCAGGAUAAAAAGUAUGAAAAAAUUGAGAUUGCAUUAAAGCGCUUGUAUCUGUAUGUCUUCGUCGAAACCUCUCUCUUUAUUUGGAUAAAUGUUUCGGCCGCUUUCGGGUGCUCGUCGCCGGUGCCUCGGGUGAUUUGGACAAAGGCACAUAGCAUUUUUGGUUUUCCCUUUUCUCUGCAAGUUUGGGCGUGUGUAGCUAGUUCGGCCGAUUUCAGUUUAUUUUGAAAACAGCGUAUAUAAAUUAUCAUAAUUUUUAACAGAAUGGCUUCUGACAAGUUCCUAAUAUGACUGAAUGGAACUUGUCGCUCGAUUUCCUUUAGGAAUUUAUAAUAACUUAUUAAGGUAAUCCAUGCCUCUGACACGUGACAAGCAAAAAAAGGCGUUGCGUAUUAACAGCUUACAGAUAGAUCCUGAUGGAAUUAAAGAAAGUGUCAUUAAGAAAAUCAACUAUUCGUACGUUUUCGGAAGGAAUACCGCAAAGUUAUCGCAUCAAAAAAAUCAUUUAUGAAUAACCCUGUAUAUUCUCCAACAUUAUGGUUUUAUGACGACAUUCGGGGGUCAUUUUUGUGAUGUUAAUAAGGCCUCUUAUUUUUUGACGUCAAUUUGACGUGUUUUUCGGACCACUGACGAGUAGCGGCCACUGAUGACUUGACAAUGACAUCACUUUGACGAGCCUCUGCUACCUUGGUUUUUCUGUUGCAUUCCCAAAACACGGGUAGUUCCAUGUUUUUCAGUGUUUCUAAAUUUUUUGUACCUUACUUAAAGCUUGAAGUGCCAAAAUAUAAUAAAAAAAAUAGGGAACAAGAGUGUGAUUUGCUUAAAACGG